GUAGAUAACAAAAGAAACGUCAGUGUCACUUCUAUCAAUAAUUAACCUAAACGUCACUAGUCUGUGACGUCAUGCCCACUACGAUGCGUGAAUUACUAGCACAAAUGAUUUAUUAACACCAGCCAAAAUGAAGAAAAUUAUGAAUUUGUGAUAACCGUAUUACUAGUCAAAUAAACCAAAAUUAUUUUUAAAGAUGUCAAAAUUUGUCUCGAAUGUCAAUAUGCUGGAUAUUGAUAAAAUCGAGGAUUAUGAUCCGGCGGUUGGGGAUCCCCUGGUUUUGGAAGAUAUUUACCAGAUAAACUGGAAGGAGUUUGCAUGCGGUUGGAGCGCUGCUUUUAUUAACAUUACAAUAACCUAUCCCAUAAACAAAGUGAUUUUUCGCCAGAUGUUACAUGGCGUUAAUGCAUUAAGUGCGUUUCGUCAACUGCAAGAAGAGGGAAUGUUUUAUUUAUAUAGAGGCAUGUUGCCUCCCUUGUGCCAGAAGACUCUUUCGAUGUCUUUAAUGUUUGGGAUUUAUGAGGAAGUGCGGCGGCCGCUUAUGCUGUCAGGUUAUAACGGUUAUUUAUCAAAGUUUGCCGGGGGCAUGAUUGCGGGGACCACCGAGGCGAUUUUGAUGCCUUUUGAGAGGAUACAGACGUUGCUUGCAGACGCACAUUACCACAAGGAGUUCAGGAAUACACUGCAUGCAUUUAAGGUUGUAGGGCUCAAUCAUGGAUUCAGGGAAUACUACCGAGGCUUAGUCCCGAUUUUGCUACGAAAUGGACCCUCUAAUGUAGGCUUUUUUGUCAUCAGAGAAGAAGUACAAUUCUACAGACCGAGAUUUGACUCAAAGUUCUAUGAAACUCUUAGUGAAUUUUUUUGUGGUGCUAUGAUAGGUGUGUUUUUAUCUAGCGUGUUUUAUCCACUUAAUGUACUCAAAGUUGCGAUGCAGAGUAAAAUUGGUGGCAAUUAUGAGAAUAUUUUUAAGGUUUUAGUACAAAUUUAUAAUGAAAGAGGUAGGAAAAUUAGGUAUAUUUAUCACGGUGUUCAAACCAACUGUACGAGAGCAUUUAUCAGUUGGGGAGUGAUGAAUGCAGCAUAUGAAAAUUUAAAAAGUCUUGUAUCAUAAAUGUUGUUCAAUUUGUGUGAGGUUUAAUGUAACUACAACUCAUAAGAUCACUUGUUUCUUUAAGCAAAGUAUUUUUUUAAACUGCUAUUUAUUUAUACAAUAAAGAUUUUUUUGUUGAA
Tribolium madens (black flour beetle) is the source of this 1227-nucleotide messenger RNA. Its product is annotated as mitochondrial nicotinamide adenine dinucleotide transporter SLC25A51. The transcript is spliced from 3 exons. Bases 194 to 1108 code for a protein of 304 amino acids. The record is from RefSeq and is a predicted model, not a curated record. Lineage: Eukaryota; Metazoa; Arthropoda; Insecta; Coleoptera; Tenebrionidae.